This is a messenger RNA of Planococcus citri (citrus mealybug), 2636 nucleotides long. RefSeq names its product formin-2-like. The record is from RefSeq and is a predicted model, not a curated record. Bases 45 to 1316 code for a protein of 423 amino acids. The transcript is spliced from 2 exons. NCBI's taxonomy places the organism in Eukaryota, Metazoa, Arthropoda, Insecta, Hemiptera, Pseudococcidae.
UUUUGCAGUGUGAUGAAUGCGAGUAGGUACGUGAAUGUAAUCUGAUGAUGGCAACGUUUUGGGUAUGCAACAUCUAUAUUUUAUUGCUCGUGACGUGUCUUGGUAAUGCUCAAUUCCUCGAUUACUUCGACGAUUCCAUUCCAUGCCCACCUUAUCCGUUAACCUUUGGUAGCAACGCGGGUUUCAUUGUGCCAAAUGCAACAGAUCCUUGUGUUGCUCCAUUGCCUCAGUCAAAUCCUGCAGUACCAUCAGCUGGGAAUAAAGCAGCACCCGAACCAGGGGCACCGCCAGCAGCAGCAAAUCCACCUGACAAUGCUGAUACUCCUUUGCCCAGAGAUGGACCACCUCCAGCUGUACCAACUGAUACUGCUGGUGCAGCUCCUGUACAACCCCUCCCAGCAGCACCAGGAGUCGGCCCUGUAACAGAUGAUGCACCAAAUUUGGAUGAAAAUCAGGAGAAACCGGCUCCUCUUGUGAAAAGACAAGCUCCGGCAGAUCUUGGAGAUGACAGUUUACCAGUCCUUCCUGAUGUGAACCCAUUUGAUCCAAGCUCUGUACUUCCUGCAGGACUUGGGCUUUGGCUAAUUGACCCAUCCGUACCUCCCCUUCCUGAAGUGAACCCACUCAAUCCAAGCCUUCCUACUGGUGGAGUGUCUCCUGACCCAUUCAUACCUUCCCUUCCUGAAGUGAACCCAAAUUAUCCAAGCCUCCCUACUGGUGGGAUUCCUCCUAUUCCCAUUGAAGAUCCACUCAGUGGUAGAGUUCCACCAACUGACCCACCCAUACCUCCCCUUCCUACUGGUGGAAUUCCUCCUAUUCCUAUUGCAGAUCCACUCACUGGUGGAGUUUCUCUAGUUCCUGGUAUUCCUGAUGUAAACAUGCCCAUUGGUGGAGUUCCUCUAGUUCCUGGCAAUGAUCAACCAGAUGCUGAAGCUCCUACUGUCCCUGAUGUGAGCCCACCUGAUGUUGAAGUUCCUUCCAUUCCAGGAUUACCCAUUGAUCCAGAUACAAUCAUUUUACCUGCAGCACCGCCAAUUAUUGAUGAUGCAAUUCCUCAUGCUCCAACUACACCAGGUGGUCUCCUAUGCAACCUAUCAACAUUGAUACAGACUUUGGUAAAUGCAAUUUUAGAAUUAAUUCUGAGUCAUUUAAAGCAAUUGAUUCAUUUAAUAGUUCAGCGAUUAGAAAAUGUUAUCAGAACACUUCUUGGUAAGUUGUUACCAGAUGUAUCGAACACCCUAAUGCAGUUAUUACACACAUUGCUCCCAACAAACAUGAUAGAUGUGCAGGUACUUGAUCAAUACCGCAUUAAAUGACUUACUUGACAAACAUGGAUUAGUGCCUGGUAUAGUCCAUGGUAUUUCAGGACCUGGAGCACUGAUUGGAGGUCCAGAGGGUAAUUCUGCUCCUGUAAUUAGUGCCGUAAAUGGAGUUAUAACUGAAGUGGAAGAAUUACUGAAAGAUGUACUGAAAGUUCCUGUGUUAGAUACAGUCCAUUCACUGGGUGAUUUCUCUAAUCUGUUAAACAACACAUUGGAAGAUUUAAUAGAUAAUGUUGACAAUUUAGCUGAAAAUCUAUUGACUGGCUUGUUGGCCAACUCAUCCAUUGUUGCUAGUUUAACCACAGAUGUAGCAACUCUAUUAAAAGAUGCCAUGGGAGACACCGUGUGCAAUGUUGAAAAACUACUAACAAAUAGUAACUUAUUGGACCAAGUCAUUCAAAAUUUGUUGAAAUUGAUUACAGAUCUACUGGAUGAUGUCCUAAGAGAUGAUAAUAAGUUACUAGUUGACAAGCUAGUCAAGCUACUUGAUGAGAAAGGCUUACUAGAUACGUUACUAGACAACCUUCCCAAACUUCUAAUAGAUUCGUUGAAUAAUUUAUUUGCACCCAAGCUGAAAAAAUUGGAAACUUCUCAAAUUGUUAAAAACCCAUACGAAUUCAAAAUAGAAGCCAUAACUAAAGCGGCGAAUAGUAUACCUGGCUCGAACGUCAUUCCUGGAGGACCUCUACUUGGAGAUAGUUUAGCGCUUGCUUUAGAUGGACUUCUGGAAGACUUGAUAAAAAUUGUUCAAAAUUUACUUAAUAACUUGAAAGAUUUACUAGCUGGUAAGAAAAACGGAUUGGUCAAUAAUUUACAGAAUACCCUUAGCAAAUUACCUGACAAACUGUUGAAAAGGUUAGGCAGAGGAGUGGGGAAAGUACUACCUUCAGCUUUAUCAAAUUUAAUAAAUCCAUCAGCCCUACUCGGACCUCUUCAUACGGUUAUAACAAAUAUCUUGAAGCUGGUCAUAUGUGAUUCUUGCAAGAAACCUGUACCUCCUAUUACAAUCCUACCUCCAGUUACAGACAUGCAUCCAGUAACAAUAAUACCACCAAUCAACAUAAACUUUGCCCUACUAUGUUUUCCAUUUUACUACCCCAAUCCACCAGUUGGUGAAGAUAGCAUUGAAGAUGACUUGUUUGAUAACAUCAAUGAUCCUGACAGUUUUGUACCUGGACCUAGUUCCUAUGGUUGGUAACACUGUCCAUGUAACAGAACUGGGCAGAGAUGAUUUUAUAUGUACUCGUAUAUAUAGCCAAUUGUGCUUUUAGCUGCAUUUCUAUGUCAUUUGUGGGUACCUAAUAAUUUUUUUAU